AUGGCCUCCUUCUGCAAGAUUGAGAGCACCACCUCCAGUUUACCCAGCAUGCUCAGCACUCUGGAGGAACACGACUUACUGUUUUGGCUGCACCUCAAUGACUGUCCACAGGAUGACUCCAAAGAGGGACUUGAGGUUCCCCUGGUCGCUGUGCUGCAGUGGUCCACGGCCAACAUGCCUUUCACCAACUGUAUCUACACCCACUACAGGCAUGUGGCCCCCAGACCCACUGGCCGGAGUCACUGUGAUGAUGCGGACCUGAGCGCCGUGGUGUGCCACACCCCCCUGAGUAACCUGGGCCACUGCCGCCGGGGCAGCACCCUGUCCUUCACCGUGGCCUUCCAGAUCCUCAAGCCCGGCCUGUACGAGUCAGCCAAGCAAACAAGGUUCAUCUCAUUAGCGGCAGAAUCUGUAAACUAGUAAAACGUGUCCUUCCUCCCGGCUCUAGGGAAGAACAGCCCCUCCAGCCCGGCGGUGAGGGACCUGCUGGACCGCCACCAGGCCAGCCUGGGCCGCUCGCAGUCCUUCUCCCACCAGCAGCCGUCCCGCUCACACAUCAUGAGGACGGGCAGUGCCAUGGAGCGGCGCGCUAUAACCCCUCCUGUGGGCUCCCCCGUGGGGAGACCGCUGUACCUGCCCCCCCCAGACAAGGCGCUGCUCUCCCUGGACAAGAUCGCCAAGAGAGAGUGCAAGGUUCUGGUGCUGGAGCCCAUCUGCUGAGAGACGGACGGGGGGAGGAGGAGAGCGCUACAGCGAGAGAGAGAGAGACGGGGAAACAGGAGCUAAACAAGAAGUAGAGUGACAGAAGGCAAAAUAGCAGAAUAUAAUAAUCAAGUACGAAGUUUACACAAGUAACUGCUAGGUGGGGAAAAUAGACAAAAGGUCAUAUUGAGUUGGUUUAACACAAGAGAACAGGAGAUGACAUCUAGGGAUUCAGGAAAGCGUUAAAACAGGACAGUCCUUAGCUAAAGACUGUCCAACGGGACAGUCCUUAACUACAGACCGUUCAACAGGACAGUCCUUAACUAUGGACUGUCCAACAGGACAGUCCUUAACUAAAAGACAAAGGCUGUGUCUCAAUGGUGAGGAGGCUUCCUAUAACCUCAGGACCUAUAAAGGGAAAGUCCUUGUUAGGGAGCUACUUUGUGAAAGUACUUGAAUGAGGCUGCAGAUUAGCAGCACCUGACAACCCAAAAAUUCACUUUGGCCGUUUGUGUCUUUUUACUGAAGGUCCAAGUCCCUAUGCUAGCUGUUCAUAUACAGUUGUCUUAUAAUGAAGCAACAAUAACCUAACAUGUUCGAUUGACAAAUAUGUAAUCAUGCCUUGACGUGAUAAUUGUGAUAAUUUAAAAGACUAAUUCCUUAUGCCGCAUGGUCUCAGGGGAUAUCCUCCACUGACCGAGUAGCCUUCCCACGCUUCCUUGAAGCUUGCCUUAACUAGGCACCUAGUUAGGAUGUUUCCUCUGCUUCUUACUGUAUUGGAAUAUACGUCGCAACUCAGCAACUCAGACACAGAGAAAGUGUGGGCUACCCUUUCCAAGCUGCUGCUCACCAGCAUGAAGGAGAACCAUCAAGUGAGCUCAGGAGAUUGACCAGUUCCUAACGCUGGUCCCCCCUGAAUCCAGACAUCCCUAGGACAUGAGGAGGCUCUGAGAACACAUUUUGUAGAAGUUGUCUUGAUCGGCCCUAAACCAGAAGACAUCCACUAAUUAGUAGAACACUGUGAUCCACUAAUUAUUAAAACAAUAUUAUCCACAAAUUAUGAAACACUAUGGAUAGAUUGAA
Gadus chalcogrammus (walleye pollock) is the source of this 1785-nucleotide messenger RNA. Its product is annotated as trafficking protein particle complex subunit 14-like. Lineage: Eukaryota; Metazoa; Chordata; Actinopteri; Gadiformes; Gadidae. Gene Ontology annotation, cellular component: TRAPPII protein complex. The record is from RefSeq and is a predicted model, not a curated record. Gene Ontology annotation, molecular function: alpha-tubulin binding. Gene Ontology annotation, biological process: cilium assembly. The transcript is spliced from 5 exons.